Messenger RNA from Clupea harengus (Atlantic herring), 2560 nucleotides. It is a transcript of the gene wfikkn1, whose product is annotated as WAP, follistatin/kazal, immunoglobulin, kunitz and netrin domain containing 1. Lineage: Eukaryota; Metazoa; Chordata; Actinopteri; Clupeiformes; Clupeidae. The transcript has 2 exons. The coding region runs from base 393 to 2216 and encodes 607 amino acids. The record is from RefSeq and is a predicted model, not a curated record. Gene Ontology annotation, cellular component: extracellular region. Gene Ontology annotation, biological process: transforming growth factor beta receptor signaling pathway. Gene Ontology annotation, molecular function: serine-type endopeptidase inhibitor activity; transforming growth factor beta binding; receptor antagonist activity.
GUGUGCAAUAAGGUUUUUAGGACAGCUUGUCUAUGAGGAAACGUUCCUUUUGAUGUCUUUACAAUGUUUGUCCAGUUGCUUGGCGCAUGGUGCCCCAUCAUAAUAGCUUUCAGUCUCUCCACACAGAGGCAGAGGGGGUGGUCGAGGGGUCUACCUUUUCACUAGACACUUGGACUUUGUCUCUGUUGUUUCACAGGGACAUUUGCCGUCAUUUGUUUAGAUCAUCAAUUCAUUUUUUGACUGUUUGUCUUUGACGGGUCAACUGCCAUUGGAUGCUUGUCUAUUGGAUCAAUAUUCUUCCGUAUAAUUUUGUUAACAAUUUUUGCGGGUGUUACUUUUUAUGUUUAACAGCAUGCACAGUGGACUUUCACUGAGGAGCAACAUUUGGAGUUAUGGAAAUAACCGGUGAUUGGUCACAGCAACUUUUCAAAUAUACUUUGGCCGUUUAUUUUUAUAUAAACAGUUAUGCGCGUUGCGCAAAACGGAGAGGAAGAGGAUCGUGUAUUUUCACACUUUCUCUUUGUCUCCUUUUUCUUCUCGACACGUUUCCUCAGGAUUCCCAGUGUGCAAGACUCCCUGCAGCCAAGUCCGAACACUCAGGUGUUUGUCCCAACAAGUUGAAUGCCAACCUAUGGGUUGAUGCACAAAGCACCUGCGAACGCGAAUGUGAAGUCGACCAGGACUGCGCAGACUUUGAGAAGUGCUGCACCAAUGUGUGCGGUCUAUACAGCUGCGUUGCUGCCCGUUUCGCCGACGACUUCCCAGCCCAGCCAGACGGACGGGCAGGGGAGACGGCGAAGAGUGGGGAAGGCUCUGAUGCCACCUGCCAAGGGUUUAUCUGCAGCCAACAGGGAUCCACCUGUGCCAUCUGGGAAGGCCAGCCCAUAUGCAAGUGCCAGGACCGCUGCGAGAAGGAGCCCAGUUUCACCUGCGCGUCCGACGGGCUGACCUACUUCAACCUCUGCUUCAUGGACGCCGAGGCCUGCGUCCGCGGAGCCACCCUCACUGUGGUGACCUGCCGCUACCACCUGGCAGGUCCGCAGCCUAGCCCGUUGCCCCAAGACACGACGGCGUUCCCGACCCCGACGGCUUACCUGGAGGAUCCCCUUCCGCCGACGCUCUACAGCAACCCCAGCCACCAGUCCGUGUAUGUCGGCGGCACCGUCAGCUUCCACUGCGACGUCCUCGGCAAGCCCAGACCUGACAUCACCUGGGAGAAGCAGUCCGAGCGCAGGGAGAGGAUCCUCAUGAGGCCCGACCAGAUGUACGGCAACGUGGUGAUCACCAACAUCGGCCAGCUGGUGGUUUACAACGCCCAGGUGUGGGACACAGGCAUCUACACCUGCGUAGCCCGGAACGCGGUCGGGAUCUUGCGCGCCGACUACCCGCUGUCGGUCGUCCGGCGAUCCGAAGACGACUUCCUGGACGACCCCGAGCUGAACAUGGCCAUGGGAAACCCUUUCUCCCCGGCGGACUGCCUGGCAGAGGUGGACCGGCGGGAAUGCGGCGAGCGCAACGUGGACUGGUACUACGACACCAAGCAGGGGUCGUGCCUGGCGUUUACCCACGGGGGCUGCGAGGGUAGCCGCAACCGAUUCGAGACUUACGAGGAGUGUCGCGCGUCGUGCCAGCACGAGGGUACGGGCAUCUGCCUGCUGCCCGCCGUCCAAGGUCCCUGCAAGUCCUGGGAAGCUCGGUGGGCAUACAACUCCGCGAUGAAGCAGUGCCAGGCGUUUGCCUACGGAGGUUGCCAGGGCAAUGCCAACAGCUUUCGGAACAAGGCAGAAUGUGACGCCAACUGCCCCCAGUUAAAGAGCCGACCGUGUAAGACGUGCCGGGUCAAGAGCAAGAUGGUGCCGAGUUUGUGCCGCAGCGAUUUCGCCAUCGUGGGGAAACUGACGGAGUUGAUAGAGGACUUGGACUCGGGAAUAGCCCGUUUCAGCCUGGAGGAAGUGCUUCGGGAUGACAAGAUGGGGCUGGCUUUCUUCAACACCCGACACCUGGAGGUGACGCUGGCCAAAAUGGACUGGUCGUGCCCUUGCCCAAACAUCACCAUGAGUGACGGAGCUCUUCUGGUCAUUGGUGAGGUUCAGGACGGCAUGGCUGUGAUCAAGCCCGACAGCUACGUGCGGCCCGUCUCUGAGAGGCGAUUAAAAAAGAUCCACGAGGUGCUAGAGAAGAAGACUUGUGAAAUGCUUCGACGAUUCCAAGAUUAGGAUUUGGUCUGUACAUUAAGACAGACAUUCAUUUGGCAGAUAUUUGAUGAAGAUACAAAAAAACUGCUUAUGUAAGCCUCAACCUAACUGACAAACUCUCAGUGCAGUCAUAUGCACAGAAUUAUAUAAUACUAUAUUAUUUCAUUUCACUUCAAUCCAGUGGAUGAAGACGAGGCAUCUUAAAGGCCCAACAACACAAAUGAAUGCAUUCCAAAGAGAACAAACUCAGUGUUGCCUACGUUAGCCUGUAUAUUGCUGCUUGAUUUAACAUCGCUACAGCUAGUUACAGCUAGACUACCCAACACAGAAGGACUGGGUUAAUUUUUCAUUGUCAGUGAGUCAGG